AUGGUUUCUCAGAGGAUCGUUAAGAGGACCCCCACCAAGAGGACCCUCAAGCAGAGCCCCACCGCCCGCUUCCAUGGCCGCCGCAGCAGGUCCUCCCCGCUCAAGGACAUCGCCUCCGUGCCCACCCUCGUCGCGGCCUCCAUCGAUCGCUCCAUCCGCAGCUGCCGCCGCCGCCUUAUCAAGGUCUUCACCCGACUGGUCUCCCUCAGCGCCUGCGGCAGCGCCGCCGCCGCCGCUGCCGGAGCCCAGAAGAAGCGGCGGAAGAAGCAGGGCUUCGUACUCCUGAACGCCGCCGCCUUCCCGCCGGCGGAGGGAGGGGAAGACGGCCCCGCUCCUCCUCCUCCUCCUCAGCUCCAGAUCCGCCGGCCGCUCCCUUCACCGGCCUGCGCCGGCAGGAGGACCCUCUUCUUGGACCUGGACGAGACGCUGGUUCACUCCCAGACCAGCCCGCCGGUGGAGAAGUAUGACUUCGUGGUGCGCCCCACUGUCGACGGGCAAAUCCUUACCUUCUACGUGGUGAAGCGACCCGGCGUGGAGCAGCUGCUGGCGGAGGCAGCGAAGCACUUCGAGAUCGUCCUCUUCACCGCCGGCCUGAGGGAGUACGCCUCGCUCGUGCUCGACCGCCUCGACCCCCAUGGCGAGUUCAUCUCCCACAAGCUGUACCGCGACUCCUGCUCGGAGAUUGAGGGCAUCCUCACCAAGGAUCUGUCGGAUCUAGGAAGGGAUCUGAGUCGGGUGGUGAUCGUCGAUGACAACCCCAACUCGUACGCGUUGCAGCCGGCGAACGCAGUCCCCGUGGCUCCCUUCCUCAACGAUCUCAGUGACCGGGAGCUAUGGCGGGUGAUGGAGUUCUUCGCCGUGGCCGGCGACUUCGAGGACACCAGGGACGCCGUCAAGAGUUUCCUUUCCACCGGAGGAAAGAAGACCGAGAAGAACCCACUGCCCUGA
Spirodela intermedia is the source of this 948-nucleotide messenger RNA. NCBI's taxonomy places the organism in Eukaryota, Viridiplantae, Streptophyta, Magnoliopsida, Alismatales, Araceae. The record is from the annotation of a GenBank genome assembly.